AUGGCUACUAGAACAGUUGCUAGAAUGGGAAAAGCAGUUGAAAAGAGUGAUGGAUAUAAUCCUUUGAUACGUGAAAAACAUAGUCCAAUAGAUCAGUAUGUGCGUCUUACACCGACAAGGAAAACGGCGGUUGCACAGAUUAAUUGCAGCGAAGUAUGUCCACAAGAGGUGAAGAGCGAAAAACCGAAACCCGUGAUUGCCAAACCAAAGAAAAGCCACGACCAAAUAAAGCCAGUGAACACAAAAGUCGUCUGCAGUGAAAUAUGCCCACAAAAAGUGAUACCACCUUCCGUGACAAAAACAGAAAGUAAUAAACAUACGAACAGUGACAUGUAUCCAUACAACAAAUAUAACAGUUAUGGAAUGGAAUGGGCAGCAAUUGUUGACGAAUUAGAAUGGUCUAACUCCCAUCGAACUGGAAAAACGACAAAACAAAGAACACCUUUCGAUGCCGAUGAAGGCUCCCUUGGAAUGACAUCACCAGAAAAGACAAGAGUGAAGUUCUAUGACAAGAAAGCAAUCCAGAAAGGGAGCUUCAUCCAUCUAGUUGUUGAGACAUUUGACGAAAAUGGCCGUAAGAGAGACAAAGGUGGUGAUUAUUUUUCAUCCGUUAUGUCAAAUAUUAAUAUGCAGAAAAGCACAGCGGGUCGUACAGUCGACUAUGGAAAUGGGACAUACUCUGUAUAUUUAUAUGCAGCAUGGACCGGAAAGGCUGAUAUCACUAUUGCACUAACUCAUACCAGAGAAGCUAUCAAUUAUCUAAAAGAUGUUCAACUGGUCCAUGAUCUCUUACGUACACACAUGACUUACAAUGAUAGUACUAAAAGUGAAACGAUCGAGUGUGGUCUUAUCACUGAAGGAGUGUGGACAAACAAAUGUGAAUACAGCAAUCCCAACGCUAUGGGAGACACAAAAAUCAUCUGCGAUAAACCAAAAGGUCUACAAUGCGAUCAAGUACACCAUAUGCAUGGUUCAGGUAAAAUGCUGGAUGACAUUAUAAAAAAACAAUCUGAAGGUUAUCAAUACCUAUUUAGCAGGAGAUAUACUAACGGGAUUAUUCACGGCAUGCCAUUAUCAAUAAAGAUAUUAGAUGGUUACUGGGAUGAUAACAAUACAUUUGUUCCUCUGGUGUGUCGUAGCAAGCAGUGGUCAGUCGAAGAAGCUGACAAAUGUUUGUCGGAUACAGAGUUUGUAGUGAGCGGAGAUUCUACAAUUUGGCAAUUUGGCAAUAUAAUGAACCGACAUUUUCAUAAGAAGUUUGUUAAUAUUAUGGUUGUGCCACGUUUUGGAGGUCCUCCUAGUUAUUUCUGGGAUUUGAUACUUGAAAGUGACUUGAUGGACACUAUCACAAUUGAAAAAUGCCGUGCUAAGACUCCCGUAGUUGUACUCAAUUUCAGUUUUCACUAUGGAGUGUGGUCUACUCGGUCUUAUUUACAACGAAUCUACCGCGCCAAGUUAGCAAUUGAUAGAUUGAUAGAAAGAUGUCCCAAAUCCAAAGUAGUGAUUAAACUAGCACAUGCCCGGGACAACGUUUACUUGGAGCAAUCUAUCCAUAGCAGUAAUUGGAUUUUUUAUAACAUGAACAGAAUGGUUCGUCGUGUAUUCUGGGGAAGUGGUGUGAUCUUUCUUGAUGUAUGGGAUAUGGCACUUUCUGCCCCUUACACAAAUACAGUUCAUAUGGCUAGUCAAGUAUUAUUCCAAGAAUUACAUUUGAUGUUUUCCUAUAUUUGUCCCCACUUAGUUAGUUAG
Molecule: messenger RNA, 1749 nt
Organism: Saccoglossus kowalevskii
Lineage: Eukaryota; Metazoa; Hemichordata; Enteropneusta; Harrimaniidae
Product: NXPE family member 3-like
Source: RefSeq, a predicted model, not a curated record